Messenger RNA from Prunus armeniaca (apricot), 783 nucleotides. Lineage: Eukaryota; Viridiplantae; Streptophyta; Magnoliopsida; Rosales; Rosaceae. The record is from the annotation of a GenBank genome assembly.
AUGGAUCAGCAAGGGCAUGGGCAUCCCACAACAAUAGGAGUGGCUGGUAGUGCGGCUCAAGCAUCAUAUGGUGUGAACCCAUAUCAGUCUGGCCAAAUGAUGGGGCUCUCUCCCACUGGAUCAGUUGGAUUGAUGCAAUCUCCUACUCAGCCGGCAGGUCCUCCAGCCUCUUCUCAGCUUGCACAACACCAACUAGCUUAUCAGCACAUCCACCAGCAACAACAGCAGCAACUACAGCAACAACUCCAAAGUUUUUGGGCCGAACAGUAUCAAGAAAUUGAGGCGGUUAUGGAUUUCAAGAACCAUAGUUUGCCAUUGGCCAGGAUUAAAAAGAUUAUGAAGGCUGAUGAGGAUGUGAGGAUGAUCUCAGCCGAAGCUCCAGUCAUAUUUGCCAGGGCCUGUGAGAUGUUCAUUCUAGAGUUGACACUGCGGUCUUGGAAUCACACAGAGGAGAACAAAAGAAGAACACUGCAAAAGAAUGACAUUGCUGCGGCAAUUACGCGGACUGAUAUAUUUGAUUUUCUGGUUGAUAUCGUCCCGAGAGAGGAUUUGAAAGAUGAGGUACUUGCGUCAAUACCAAGAGGUGGGAAUCUUCCAGUUGGAAGUUCAACUGAUGGUGUGCCUUACUAUUACAUGCCUGCUCAGCAUGCUCCACAGGUUGGUGCUCCGGGGAUGAUAGUGGGAAAGCCUGUUAUGGAUCAAACUCUUUAUGGCCAACAGACACAUCCCUACAUUGCUCAGCCAACAUGGCCACAGCAACAGCAGCCGCACAAAGAUUCUUGA